Molecule: messenger RNA, 860 nt
Organism: Aspergillus saccharolyticus JOP 1030-1
Lineage: Eukaryota; Fungi; Ascomycota; Eurotiomycetes; Eurotiales; Aspergillaceae
Product: ADP-ribosylation factor-like protein 2
Exons: 6
Coding region: 193-738 (181 amino acids)
Biological process (GO): protein folding
Cellular component (GO): cytoplasm; microtubule cytoskeleton
Molecular function (GO): GTP binding; GTPase activity
Source: RefSeq, a predicted model, not a curated record
CAGAACUGAGAAAUCAAGCAAUGUGUUGUGGAUCAAACCGUGUUGGGGUGGUGCGCAGAGUCACAACCACACAGUGAACUCCGUACUCGCCUAUGGUCUACAACCCAACCGCGAUAAACCAACCGUCAACCUCUCUCUAAGCCCAACCACACACAUCACCCUUAUACAGACUAUACAAACCCACCCGCCAAGAUGCUAUCGAUUCUACGCAAGGCCCGUCUGAAGGACAAGGAGAUGCGAAUUCUCAUGCUUGGCCUCGACAACGCCGGCAAGACGACCAUCGUCAAACAGAUCAUGAAAGAGGACGUCACCACCGUCAGUCCAACCUUGGGUUUUAUCAUCAAGACCAUCGAGUUCCAAGGAUAUCGUCUCAACAUCUGGGACGUCGGAGGCCAAAAAACGCUCCGAUCGUAUUGGAAGAACUACUUCGAAAAGACCGAUACGUUGGUCUGGGUGGUUGAUGCGACCGAUCGCCUUCGGGUGGAUGAUUGUCGAACCGAGUUGGCGGGUUUGCUUCUGGAAGAACGUCUAAUGGGAGCGAGUCUGUUGAUUUUCUUGAACAAGACUGAUGUGGAUGGGUGUAUGACUGAGGCAGAAGUUCGGGAGCGGCUGAGCUUGGACUCAAUCAAAACGCACAAGUGGACGAUAUUACCGUGCAGUGCCAUGACUGGCAAGAAUUUACACGAAGGGUUGGAUUGGGUGGUGCAGGAUGCCAAGGAUCGACUCUUUCUAUACUAGUCAACUAUAGGUACCCUACCCAUUCUGCAGGCCGACGAUGGUUCACGAUGCGAGCGAAGAAAAUACCCUCAAUUCUGAUUUCUACAAUAAAGUUACUAUUACUCGAGAUACAUAGGGCGCAG